CGUAUUAUUUUGUCACAAUCUUGAAAUUAGCCAAGUCUGUGGUGUUUAAAACUUGUGACAGUGCAGUUGUGUAGACUGCUCACCUGACUUUCGCCACACUUGGCUGUUUCUUAUUCAAGGCACCUGCUCUUUAAUUAAGCUGCCAGCAUUCCUGACCAUCUUAUCUCGACAUAUUUGCGUUAUUUCCAAAGAAAAUUUCUUUCACGCGCCAAAUGUCAUGGCACACAGAAGAAGAAGAAGACAACGUCCACUUCCAGACAGCACUGAUAGACAAGCACCCAGCAGUAUGGACCAGCUUACUUUAAAUUACAUGGAGAUGUGCAACAUGGAGUCCAGCACAGAUUCUGACUCUGAAAUCAGUCCAAGAUGGUCCGACACCAGUACCAUGGGAUGUGUGAGCAGUGCACCAGAGAGUGGUGCCUCAAGGAGGGCGUUGCCAUUAACGCUUAAGCCUGCAGAAAGGCAUGGCUGUUAUUCUUUGGAUUUGGACCCGUACGAUGGGAGCUCUGAGGAUUCUGACGAGUCAAAUGUCAAUGUCUCCAGCAGGCAAUCGAGGCAGCAGGCAAAAGGUGGUGGACAAGGAGGAUGUCGACUCUCGGGCCGAAGCAAGCGAUAUAUCUUUAAUCACUCUGCUUCUGUUGCCCUCAGAGAAGGAGCGAAAAAUGACAAGAGAGACUGUCUGAGAGAACAGUCGAAUCUUCUGGAUGUCCAGAUGAAAUGUGGAAGUGACUCUGACCGGUUGGUCUGCGAACUGGACACUCUUCCCUCUAACAGUGACAGGGAUGCUUGUAAAAAUCUUCCAGAAGAAAGGGUAACUGAUUCAAUUACACACAGACAAACCUCGGAUAUGGAAUUGCAGCUUGAUGAUUCAGGCUUGCGUAUUACAAGAUCCUCCACACUUCACCCACCUAAACCUCAAAGCUCAGUGGAGGGGAGUUCAUCUCACAUGCUGGGUUGCUCCUCUGAGAGAUCUCCCUGCUUGUGUAACCUUGGAUCUCUGUACAAGAGAAAGCUGAGUCUCCCUGGAACAGACAUGAUUGAGUUGGGACACAGGAAGAAGCAGUGUGUCUUCAACAUGGACGAUGAACAAGAAGGAAACGAUUCUGCAUCUGAACCAUGUUAGAGUUCUUUAACAGUUGAGAUUUAAGGUGGACUGAAAUACUGUAAAUAGUUAUUUGGAAUUGCACUCUGUUUAUUCAUGAAUAGUUAACUUUGAGCACCUCCUGAUUGUUAAGAUGGCAUUUGGUUACCACUUGCUUAAAAUUUAGUCACAGGUGACUCAUCAAAACCUAAUUUUUGUUCAAAUGAGCUGCUCAAAUCCAAAUGAAUGAAUAAAGUAAAAUAUUUAAGUCUCCAGUGGUUCAUGGAGGUUCAUGUGUUAAUUUUCCCCAUAUGUCUGCAGACUGCAGGUUUAUUUUGUGCAGCCUAUUCAGAAACUGGAAAGUCUUUUUGGAAAUGAGUGUCUGCAGUUAGGUCAGUAAGCAUUUGAACAAUGUAAUGUUACCUCAAACAGUUAAUGUGAUUUUAAGUGCAAACCUUUAGCUUUACUUAAAGGGUUUUAGCAAAACAUGGCCUUUUGGUGUUGUGCUGGUCUGUGCAUUCCUUCCUAUUAACCAGAUGGUUCUGUUGAUUUGGCCACUCCUUAGGUUUUUGAGUAACAGGGAAACUAGGCUCACCUGGCCUUGUCAGUCUAUUGUCUUCUACUUUGGACCUUCUAGAAGUGAGUGAGUGUAUAAAAAUGGUUGUGCCAAACAGUUAUUUCUGUAACAGAUAUUUUAUGCAUAUUGUCAUGAAACUCUACGGCUCAUCCUCUUUUGUGUUUAGUGUAUUUGGUAAUAUACUUACCCCUCCAACCAGCAGGUGGCAGUAAUGGACAAUUAUAUAGUUUUGCCUGGCAGCUCAGUGAAGGUUUCAUUAACAUUUUGGAUCAUUAAAAAAAAAAAAAAAGUAACUAAGAGGACUGUGACAGAGGGCAAAAAAUAAGUUUACAUUUGUUAUUUCUUGGUGAACUUUGCUUUUGUGUCAUGUUCACAGUCCAGAUGUCUUUACGUAAUUUGGAAAAAAUCAUUCAGGAAAAAACUGUCUAAAGUUACAAUGCUGAUAUUCCAUUUGGGACAAUCUAUAUCAGCUUCACAAGAAAGAACAUUAUGUCACUGAUGUUUCCUUUGGCAUGUGCGUGAUUCACUUAAACAUUUCCUUUAGAAUACUUCCCAGUCUGAACAGGCUCCUAAGAAGAAAAGCGCUCCAUAGCAACAACCAUGUACGACAUUAAUUAAAAACACAAAGACCAAGCAGUUCAUUCCAAUGAGCUUUAUUCCAUCUAAAUACAACAACGUGCUGGU
Molecule: messenger RNA, 2342 nt
Organism: Neolamprologus brichardi
Lineage: Eukaryota; Metazoa; Chordata; Actinopteri; Cichliformes; Cichlidae
Source: RefSeq, a predicted model, not a curated record